Molecule: messenger RNA, 1359 nt
Organism: Melospiza melodia melodia
Lineage: Eukaryota; Metazoa; Chordata; Aves; Passeriformes; Passerellidae
Gene: SPMAP2L
Product: sperm microtubule associated protein 2 like
Exons: 7
Coding region: 464-1183 (239 amino acids)
Source: RefSeq, a predicted model, not a curated record
GUUCAUGGCCAUCGCUGCCGUCAGGGCACAUGGCUGGUUUUCCUGUCAUCCCGUAUCCCACACCCCCUGGUUGUUUUAUACUGGCACCUGGUCCCAGUUUAAUACAGCUGCUAUUUCCCCGAGGCUCUGGAAACCUCCCCGGGAAGCUGCUGGAGGCAGUCAUAAGGGGUGGCUGUAGAGUCAGGUGGGAGCCUGCGGGCUGGUGACCACUGGUGCUUGGGGUGCUCUGUCCUGCAGCCUUGGGGGCUGCCAGCAUCCCCCCGUGAGGAGCAGCCACUGGAGAGGAAGGUACCAGGGAAAAGCAGUACGAACAUCUGCUGAGCAGCUGUCCUGAGGAGAUGCACAACCUUCAUCUGCCAUAUGAUUAUUGCAUGCUAAAGGGCAGGCAGCCCAGGCUCUAGGUGUUAUCGGGCUUUUAAAUUCACCUGUUCUUGUCUUUGCAGUGUCAGAUUAUACACCUUGCAUGUGGGUGUACCCGCGCAGCAGGAUAGAGGUACUUGCAGACCCCAAGCCAGUCUUCUGCCAAGCCAGCAGUCCCACGCUUGUAUGGGGAAACCAAGAGACGAUAUGGAGCCUCACACCUGGUGCUAUGACAGCUCGACCAUCUGCAAGAACCUUGUAUCUGUGCAAGCCCAAGAAAGAUUUUACCAAGUAUGGCCGCAGUUGCAGACCAGUAAUUGGUGGGAAUCCCCUGCUACCAAAGUAUGGCUACCCUUCUGAACGGCUGCUGAAGUUGUCUGAGCCUAAAAAAUUCCUCCCUGCUUACCUGGAACAAAGAUCCCGUGAGACCCCGGAGUGGCCUGUGUCCCUGGCUGCACAGAACUACAAUGCUUCCAAGCGGAUACUGCAGCUUGCCCAGCCAAAGGGGCUGCACCCAGACUUCAUGCCCCCCAGAGAGAUUUCCAUAUCACCUCGGAGGAUAGUUGCAACCCCUCGGACCAUUGAGCUGUCGAAGCCCAAACAACUCCACCCGAACUUCAUGCCCCCGCGGGAUCCCGAGUGGCCGGUCACAGAGGCUGCCAAGCAUGCGGUGCCUACAAAAAGAAUUCUGGGGCUGGCCCAGCCUUCCUCAAGACCUCGUAUGACUCCACUCAACCCAGAUGCAUUCAAAGUGAAAGAGAGUGCUCUGAAGGCGGUUUGUACUCCACGGCUUGCAGAACUGGCUCAACCAAUUAGGCACUAAGCUCCUGCCAUCUGCCCACAUCACCCCUUGGAACAUCACUCUCUCUGGCUGUGCUCUGGCUGGAAAAUCUCUUUGAACACAGUGCAGAGGCAGCACUCAGCUGGAACGCCUUCUGGGAGUUAAAAUAAAGUCAUCAUUCCUUAAGAAUAGUCAUCAGGGAAAAUGACAGAAUUCAA